Molecule: messenger RNA, 1976 nt
Organism: Solanum tuberosum (potato)
Lineage: Eukaryota; Viridiplantae; Streptophyta; Magnoliopsida; Solanales; Solanaceae
Product: OBERON-like protein
Exons: 3
Coding region: 216-1865 (549 amino acids)
Biological process (GO): regulation of gene expression; root meristem specification; maintenance of root meristem identity
Cellular component (GO): nucleus
Source: RefSeq, a predicted model, not a curated record
AGAAAACAUUAGCACAAAAUAAAAAUAAAAAUCUUACCUUUAUGAAAGGGAAAAUUUUUUGAGAGCCCAUUUUUUUCAAAUUUUUAAUUUCUCUUCAAGACCCUUUUUUUUGUUGUUUUUUUUGGUUUUCAAGAACUAAUUUUUUUGUUUAUUGAUUUAGCUGUUGUGGUUAUUUUAUCAAUCAAUUAAGGAAUUUCAGGCAGCGUCGCGGAUUAAUGCUGCCUCCACGCCAACAACCACGGCCUGGCGGACUUCAGACGUCUUUAUCCUUGGUCGUCUCUCCUGAUGCCUGUGGAUCUCCUAAUCCUCAAGAACGUGGCUCAACCUCUGAUCAGGCUCGUGACUCACCAUCUGAAAGUGCUAGCUCACGCGAAACUUGGCCAACAUCUGAUGCUUUGAUGGCAAAAAAGCUGGAGAAGGAGAAAGAGAAUGGCUAUGCUGAGCACUCUGUUGUCCGCAAUAUGUCAAACUCAGACAAAAUUUCCCUUCGAGACAUUGCCCGAGAAAGAGUUGACGUUAUAGCUGACAGGAUGCGAAAUCUCCCAGAUGAGUAUCUAGAGAAGUUCAAAUAUGAACUUCGGGUCAUUCUUGAAGGGUCAGGUGGUGCUCAGCACAGAAAUGAGUUUCAAUUCCUCCAAAGGCUAGUGAAUAGUAGAGGUGAGUUGACGGAUGGAAUCCUGUGUUUAACACACCGCACCCAGCUAGAAAUUCUAGUUGCCAUCAAGACGGGAAUUCAGGCGUUCUUGCAUCCCAGUGUCAGUCUCUCUCAAGCUUCUCUCAUUGACAUUUUCUUGUAUAAGAGGUGCAGAAACAUAGCAUGUGGUAGUGUGCUACCAGCAGAGGAAUGUAGCUGUGAAAUUUGCUCGAAGAAAAAUGGUUUCUGCAACCUUUGCAUGUGUGUGAUUUGCAACAAGUUUGAUUUUGAGGUCAACACUUGCAGAUGGAUAGGUUGUGAUCUCUGUUCUCAUUGGACACAUACGGAUUGUGCCAUUAGCAAUGGGCAGAUUGGAACGGGCCCUUCUGUUAAGGUUGGAGCUAGCUCAGCCGAGACGCUCUUCAGAUGCCAUGCUUGCAGUAGGACAUCUGAGUUAUUAGGUUGGGUUAAAGAUGUGUUCCAGCACUGUGCUCCAAGUUGGGAUGCGGAAGCUUUUGUUAGAGAGCUCGACUUCGUCAGGAGAAUUUUCCAGAGAAGUGAGGAUGCCAGAGGCCGUAAGUUAUAUUGGAAAUGCGAGGAACUCGUUGAAAAGCUGAAAGGUGGUGUUGCAGACCCUAUGGCUUGUAAAGUGAUCUUAUCCUUUUUCCAAGAUCUUGAUGAUCCUUCAAAGAGUCAAGACAAUGAUGAAGGUGGUCGGCCCAUAGCUCCACUAGAAGCAUUCGGCAAGAUUGCAGAUGUAGUACAGGAAGCCAUCAGAAAAAUGGAAGCUGUAGCGGAGGAAAAGAUGCGGUUGGUUAAGAAAGCACGGUUAUCUGUCGAAGCAUGUGAUCAGGAGCUCAAGGAUAAAGCUCGGGAAGUGACCAUGCUGAAAAUGGAGAGGCAGAAGAAGAAGCAACAAAUCGAUGAUAUUGAAAGCAUCGUAAGGCUUAAGCAGGCGGAAGCUGAAAUGUUUGACAAAAAGGCGGCUGAAGCUAGACGAGAAGCUGAGAGACUGCAACAAAUUACACUCGCCAAGACAAACAAGUCGGAAGAGGACUACACUAACAGGUAUCUGAAACAGCGAUUAUGCGAGGCUGAGGCAGAGAAGCAGUACUUAAUCGAGAAGAUGAAGCUUCAGGAAAGUUCACGAGCGUCCCAGAGCAGCGCCGGAGGAAGUGACCCUUCCCAGAUUAUGUACAGCAAAAUCCAAGAUUUGAUCAAGAAUAUGUAGAGUUGUUGCUUUCAAAGGAUACAUAUAACUCCAUUUGCUCCGAAAUUUACUAGGCUUUCUGGAUUUGUGAAUUGGUUUUAAACUUUUGGUCUUGAUAAUUUUUCUUUUCAA